This is a messenger RNA of Acanthopagrus latus (yellowfin seabream), 4681 nucleotides long. RefSeq lists its product as uncharacterized. Bases 2754 to 3458 code for a protein of 234 amino acids. NCBI's taxonomy places the organism in Eukaryota, Metazoa, Chordata, Actinopteri, Spariformes, Sparidae. The record is from RefSeq and is a predicted model, not a curated record. The transcript is spliced from 4 exons.
AAUUACUGGAUUUGAUCACUAUGAACCCUUUACAAUAACAUUACCUGUUGAAUGUGAAACAGCAGUAAUGAAUGGAUUGAUCUGACAUAUAUUGAAGCUUUGCCUGCUGCACUGUGUUUGCCAUAAAUUCAUGAAAACGUGCUAAACCAUAAUAUUAGGGGAGUUUUGGUGGAGGAAGCGAAGAGGAAACGGCGACGCUGUGUGCGUGAAAAAGAGGAAGUGUUACACUCAAGGCUCUGUUAUUCUGUCUGUGAUGAUCAUUUUUGAUUAAGUGUUAACUUUGCAAAGUAGAAGGAUGGGUAAUGGGGAAUCCGUGAUUGAAAAUAAUGUAUUGGAAGUUGGAAAUGUAAUGAGGGGAAUGUUAAAUCAUUACAUAAAGGUUGUGUGUGUGUGAGGAAGUAUGUGUGUGGCUAUAAGUAUAGUUAACGGUGUUGAGCUGAGGUCAUGAGGAAGUAUUAAAGAACAGAUCAGGUCAGCUUAAGGGGAAGAGGAAAGGCCGUACCUCGGCCUCGAGAACAGGAAGGUUAUUUCGUAACGAAGCAUUAUGAAAUGCUUGACAGUCGGUUAUUAUCCAGUGAAAGGAGAGAUUGCUGAAAAGAUGCCCUAAUAAGGACCAAAAACUGAGCCACUGUCCAAAGUGAGAGAGUGGACUGAAGUGCUUUCUUCCUCUCGCUGCAGCCUCGAAACAACACCUGAGACGGAGCACACGAGCAGCUGAAACAUCGCAAAAAAAGAUUUCAAUCUUCAGCAGCAACAAGCCAAUGGAAUAAGAGCACAACAGUAACUUUUUUAUCAACAAACUGUGGAUUAUAAUUCGGACACUGGGAUACUAUUGUUCACUCUGCUGGCAGGAAGUUUCCACUUUGAGGAAGUAUACGAGACCUCGGCCGGCGUGGAGAUUUACCUCAAGAUCUUGAUCUUUCAGCAGGAGGGGAGAGGCCAGCGCCACGUUGGGCCAUAACCAUAAUUAGACUUUGUUGUUACGCCUUGCAGGAUGGAGUACGCUGUAUCAACUGUGGAGCCGAUCCAAAGCAGGCCCAGUACCUCUGGAAUGAAGACCUGGUGUGCCCUCGGCUCUGUGUCUUGAGUUGGACAUCAAGGGUAAAGUGAUUUGGAAUUCUGCAGCGACCAUAGCAGACGAGGACGAGGUGAUCGAAAGGCGCAUACCGCCCCGUACACGUAAGGAUGCGGGAAUACAAGGACGGGAGCCGAACUGCGACUUCGCAUUUCAGUAGCAGGAUGAUGAUAGCAUUGGGUCAUCGGCUACCAGCACGUCGUCCUCCUGCCCGGAGGUGCAAGGCCGACUCAUCCACAUAGAUUGGUUUACCAAAGCCCUAAAAAUCCAACCUAGCCCUUUACAACGGAGAGCUGGUCCAGUGCCUCCUGGACAGAGGCAAACUCGGCAGGAUCUGACAGGAUCUUUAACUUUCCUUCAUUUGUUUGCUCAGACACAUUGUCUGACAUUAAAGGGAUAGUUCGUGUUUUUUGAAGUGGGGGCCGCUCCAGCCCAGACACUCAGCUUUGUACUGCAGUGAACAGGGUCCAGAGAAAAAGUGAAAUAAACCACCUAAAACAAGGCUCACCUUAAAAAAGUGUACACUGUAUAGGGAAAAUCGGCAUUAGACCUGCAUUUCUUUUGGCACUACAUUUUUGUCAACCGUAGAACCUCCGUAUCCCAACGCAGCUGCACUAAUGCGUACACUUGAACUGUUAUAGAUUUUUUAAGGUGAGCCAUGUUUUAGGUGGUUUAUUUCCCUACACUGCAUUACAUUCAGAGGUGUUUCUAAUAAACUGGCACGCUUAUGUAUUUAAAUAGGAAGGCCAAAAAAACCCCCAACAUCUUUAACUGUGACCUAUAAAUGUAGCGGAAUUUUAGAAUAAAUAAGUAUUUCAGAAUAAAAUAAGAAAUAAAGAUAGAAUCUAUGGCAGAGAGGUGAUUGCAAUGGCCGCUGAGCGUGCACAGAAACUCCAGUGAAGUCGUCUUUUUUUUCCAGGGGCUUGUAUGAUAAACUUUAAUGCCAAGCUUAUGGUUAUCAGCACUUUAUUCCCUUGAUAACACUGUGUAGUUGAUAGAAAUCUAUUACCUGUUUACUUUCAACUCUGAAAUAAGCUGCCCGAGGAAGUGUGAGCAGAUGUUGUUCUCUGGAGCUUUCUCCUAGAUAUGUUUUUUGUAAAAAUAUGCAAUAAUUUAUGUUGAAAAAUGAAAACAGGUUUAUUUCAAAGCUAAACUGAUUAAAGCUGCACCCACCUUCCUCUUCCUCUGAUUGGCUGGUACUCACUGCCUUCACCUGACUGGCUUACCCUGAUAUUCUGACCCUAACCUUGACCAAUCUCACUCCUCAUGUCUAAACCCUAAUCAACACAACCAAUGAAGGCAGCCAAUCAGAGGCAGAUUGGGGUGGGUCUUAGCAAAAUAAUAAAAAAAAAAGCAUUGUGAUCUUUUAAGAACACAGUACUAGGACUCCCUCCUUCCUAUGUGAGGCAACUCUAGCAGUAGGCUGCUGUUGUGAUCUAUAAACAACACAUAAUGACUUCCUGCGCUCAUGUAUCGCACCAGCAGACUUGUAUAGAUGAGCUGUGCAGUCGCUCCUUCCUCUCUCUGUGCUCAUCUUUUACCAAACACAGUCGGCCCCCUCAUCUCCUCCGUGCAGGUCCUCUUUAGUGUAAUCUGAGGACACGCUGCUCGUCCACGCAAAAGAGAGAGUGGCUCCCUCCCGGGGAGGAGCCAUAAGUGUUUUCCUCUAGGCUGUGGGAUGGAUACUCCAGAGACGCAAUCUGUUUUAGUGACGGCCCUGGCAAAGGGGCAGUGGAGAAGGUUCUAUGCGCACUUGGCGGGAGACACUAAUGGGACCCACGAACAGUUUGUUUCAUAUCUUAGACAGCUGCGUCAAGUAGAGGUGCCCUCUCCUGAACAAAGUGACUAUUUUGUGGUUUUCUGUCCUAUCGUGUCACAAGCGGAAACAGACUUCCGCGAGGUCCUGGAAGACAUUCCAGUUGGCAAACCAACAAUCCUGGUGGUGAUGCAUCACACCGUCGACCCUAACCAGGUUGUAGCUGAAAGCAGACGACUGGUGAACGACCCCAACGUGCACCUCACUGUGGACGUUCUGUUACACAAGGGCAAAAUCAUGAAGUGUGAGCAAAACCGAACAGUGUGGCUUGAGGUUGGAGCGUUCCUCGCAGAGUCUUACAGAGGUUAUGCCAAAAAGGUAAUGGCUAGUUUUACUGAUAUAAUGCAGCCAGGCUUACACAUAAUGAACUUCUCCUCUGAACUGACAGUUUUGUUACAAAGUACUGUCACUCAUAUUGUUGUCUUAUUGUCUUUCUGCUCACUACCUGGAAUGACAUCAUCAAUUGUAAGUAUGUCUGUAAUCAUGAACAAGAACAAUCAAGAUUUUAACAAGCCACAACAGUGUCAUCAGCUAAUGUUUUUUUCCAGGCACAGAUUUGACCAAUGAGACAGAGACUUAGAGAUUUAGUGCAGAUGUAGAGCGAUGGUGACACUUGUUUCCUCCUCUGCAGAAGUUUCUUUGAUGAAUGGGUCAAACUGAACACUGGUGGAAAUCUGUUGAAUCACAGAUUUGUGGUGCUGCUUCCACAGUGAACACCAUGGUAAAAUCGUUGUGUAAAUCACGCGAGAAAAAUAAAAAUGACUGGCCAAAACUCUGAAAAUAAAAACUGAUUGUAAGGAGACCUUGAAUUUUUCUCAAGUUUCCUGCAUGGGGAAAUAACGACAUUGCUAUAAUUAUUCGAAAAUGUGAACAAAAAAUGUUUUGGAUUGUUUGAGUCGCAUAUAAAUCUAUGUCACUUAUUCCCCUCUUUGUUUAUUUUAGGGUUGAUGGACCAUCAGAUGCUGAUUAUUGUAAUGGUAACUAUGACUGCUCUUAUUUUUGUGGGGGUAAUUUCAGUAAUGACAGUUGCACUAUUGUAGAAACUGGAGCUCUAAGCAGAUCUGUGAGGGCUGUCACCAGCAUGUGUGACAAAACCCAAAGGUAGCAGUUUACAGUAUUGUCACAAUAAAAGAUUCUUAAAGGGACGAAAUAAAUGUGCAAUGUAACGCAUGUGUAAUCAUCUGCUAAAAUGUAAUAAUGGAAGGAUUGUCGUUGUCGUUGUUGUGGGAUACUUAUGAUUACCUGAACAUAGUACAGGUGUCCAUGAUGGAAGGCUCUCAGUGAAUGACUAUGUGAAAAAGAAGAAAAGACAUAGCAUUUUUUUCAGGUCUGUAUUAAAACAGUAAUGAUGUGCCCAAAUGUACAUUUAAAGGUGCACUAUGUAGUUUUGGUGAAUACAUUUUAAUCAGAAAGCAAAGAUCUUCAUGUUUUUUUGUUUUUUUUUUGAUUUCCUCUCAAGAGUUUUUGGUCGAUGUCGCUGUUCCUCAUGUCUGUACUGACGUCAAAGGAAUCAAAGAGAUUUUGUGUAAGUGAUGGGGGACAAAUAAAUAAAUGAUAACAUCAGGCAUAUGACCAAAGUUACUUUGCAGCCCCAGUAAAUGUGCUUUGAGGUGCAGGUUUUAGAGCAUGUUCAUGUUUAAAUGUGUGUGUAGUAGAGUUCUGUAAGGUCCAGUCUUAUCAAGUUUCAAAUAAAGACAAAUGUUUUGUGUAAGAAUAAAGAUUGCUGCUCUGUGCUCAUGCAGAUAAAGUUUUUCAAGUCAAAAAGAAUAAAGAAAAAGGAAUGAAACUGA